Molecule: messenger RNA, 2780 nt
Organism: Apis mellifera (honey bee)
Lineage: Eukaryota; Metazoa; Arthropoda; Insecta; Hymenoptera; Apidae
Gene: f
Exons: 12
Coding region: 280-2643 (787 amino acids)
Biological process (GO): actin filament bundle assembly
Cellular component (GO): cytoplasm
Molecular function (GO): actin filament binding
Source: RefSeq, a predicted model, not a curated record
AUAUUUAUUAGUAGUUGAUCAACCCGUGUUAAGCUAAUUUCCUUCCAGUUUAUCGGUGACUCGACUAAGUGUACGUAGUGCGCGUUUUAAAUCAGCGCGGUUUUAUAGGUGCGAUACGAAACACCGACUUUUUAACUGCGGUUCCACGGAAUGGUUCCACGGAGAUUCAAAGUCACGAAUGCUUCGAAUCGAUCCAUUUACGGAUAAAUCGGCUCCUUUUUGGACGACGAUUCUCUAGAUUUUUUGCUGCGAAACAUUCAACGAUCGUCCCGAUUUUGCAUGGGUAUACACGAAACGAGCGAAACUCACUGCACCAAUGUCACCGGGAGAAUGGCCAGGGAUCGUUGUGGUUCAGAAUAUUCGGAGAACAUGAGCGACGUGACGACUUGCAGCUGCACAACGAGUUCCGCCGACAAGUGUUCGUUACGUGGCUGCGGUAUGUUUCAAGAGCCGUUUUUCCUACAUCCACCUGGUUCACGACCUCGCGAUGGAAUCUAUAUAAAUCCCAUGAGUGCGUAUAUCAGUGAGCCUGUGAAGCCAAAGGAUACGGAAUCUUUUUAUUUGCACAGUCCUCAUGAUCUCGUCUACACGAGAAUCACUCGUUUAUUCGCGGAUACGGAGAAACACCGUCACUUUGAAAAGAAAGACGAGACUUUGACUGUUUCCGUUCCAGUGAAAGUGGACGUGCAUUUCAACAAUGGUGUUCUCGACAGACCGUUGAACGAAAACGGUUAUACGAACAAAUCGGAAAUGGGUCAAGAACCGUCCGAGCACGCAUACGAACAAAUCUGCUUGCGACAGGAUUCUGAUACCGGUGGUAUAGUUAGCAGUUCACAGAAGAAGCUUGACAACACAUCCGAUCGAAGCCGUUCCCGGAAAACCGAUCGCAGAUACAGUAGAUCGAGUAGUGCGAGCGAGUCAUCGAACAUCAGUAGCGAGAUCCCUUGUUUCUCGUCUAGUGCAUCGACACCAUCGCUAUCGCGGAAUAGCAGCAACGAACGAGUUGGAAAGAAUGGGAAGCUUUCCAUUGAAUCAUCGUAUGAGAAAGAAAACUCGACUAAAUCGUCACAAGUAGAAAGCGAAAAGGAGAUCAAACCAGUCAAUGGCGGAGCCAACUUUGCCAAACCACCGCCACCACCACCACCACCUCCAUUACCAGAUAAGGAGGACAUCGUAGUGCUUAUGGUGAACACUAAACAAAACGCAGAACUUACAGCAAAGGAAGAGAAAAGAGAUGCAUCCGGUGAUGCGAAUCGUAACGGAAGAAGUGAAAAUGGGUCUGUUCCAUCCACAGCGAUCAACAAGUCCGACGUAUCUUGCGGCGAGCGUCAGCAGCCGGAAGUACCUCCUGCCAGUCCACCGGCGGACACCGAGGAAAUUAAGACGAGUCAAACGGCUCAUCUGGUCAACAAACAUAUGGUGCUACCGUUUAUACCACCCAAGUUCGCGAACGCGGACUCGAACACUUUACUUAAACCAUCCGAGUAUUUGAAGAGUAUUUGCAAGGUUUCAACAAAAAGUAACUUAUUAAAAGCAAGAUCGGUGGACAAUUUGGAUAUACAGAGCAGAAGCGGAGAUCGAAGGGAAAACUGUAUCAGAUCGGAAGGGAUAGAAGAUCAAGAACCCGAGAUAUUGGUAGUAGCUGCGACAGAAGGGGAGCGAGAAAGAAGGGGUGUCGAGGAAGAGGAGAGGAUAAUAGUAGAGGAAGAGAAAGAAUUAACUGCAGGACCUCCACCACCACCUAUGUCUCCACUUCAAAAAUUGCGACGAACCAAUGAAGAAUCUGGAAUGAUUGCGAAUGUCGAUCUCGAAUCCCCAAAAACACCGCAGCCACUCGCGACCAUAAGUAUUCAAGAUCUGACGAGUAUUCAGCUUCGAAGAACCACCACGAAAAUGAACGCAACGAAAACAUUUUCUGCUCCUCCGCCGCGUAGCGUGUCUAUGACUAAUGUUUCAGAAUCAUUCUUUAUUCAAAAAACCGAUUUGAUCGCGGAACUAAAAAGAACCAAGGACAUUCCUGGAAUUAAAAAACUAAAAGUGGAAAUGGCACAAGUUGAGAAGACACAAGAGCAAAAUCUUAUGUCCGAGAUCAACAAAGUAUUCAAUGUUUCGAAUUUUGUGGAUCAGAUUCCAGAGAAAGAUAGUUCCGGAAACGUGAUACCGAUAUGGAAACGACAAAUGUUAGCACGAAAAGCUGCUGAGCGAGCAAAAAAAGAAUUAGAAGAACAAAUUGCCAGAGAAAACGAAGAAAGACGACAAAAAGCGAUUCCUGCAUGGAAAAGGCAACUUCUCGCUAAAAAGGAUAAUGAAGAAAAAAGACUGAGCCAAGCACAUGUGAUGCCAACGUUCAAAGUGGAUGCGACACCGUCACCAAGACGUGAUGUUUCGCCUUCGCCAAAUCCAUCAAAUCCAUCAAAUCCACCAAAUCCAUCAAAUCCACAAAAUCCGCCAAAUCCGCCAAAUCCACCACGUACCCACCGACAUGAAGAGAAAUCAGAAGCAGAAGAGAAAAAGGAAGACACCAAUAUUUCGAAUCGCGGACCGUAUGCAACGCAAGCGAAUCAGAUGGAUGAUGAUACACAAAUUAUUCCUUGGAGAGCGCAACUCAGGAAAACUACCAGCAAGCUCAAUAUUUUGGAUUAAUUAUUCGAAUAUCUUUCGUUCGUUUAUUCAUCGUGAUAAUCGGAAGUGAUAGAGACAGAUUGCAUUAUGUGGUGUUUGUAUAUAGAAUCGAGUAAAAUUUAUAUCAAGGAAUUCAUUAAAAUGUUCUUCGAGUAACA